AUGGAGCCCGGCGCCCCGCCUGAUCUCCGCGACGUCGAGCAGAAGCUGGGGCGCAAAGUGCCCGAGAGCCUGGCGCGGCCCCUGCGCGGGGAGGAGCUCCCGGCUCGCCCCGCCGCCGCGGCCCCCGGCCCCCGCCGCCGCCGCGCUGCCGCCUUGGCCCGUCUGGAGACGAAACUUCAGCUGCUGAGGCAGGAGAUGGUUAAUCUCCGAGCCACUGAUGUGAAGCUUAUGCGCCAGCUCCUCCUCAUCAAUGAAAGUAUUGAAUCAAUCAAGUGGAUGAUUGAAGAGAAAGCCAUUGCCAGCAGGGGCAGCAGUUUGAGUGGAAGUCUGUGCAGCUUGCUAGAAAGUCAGGAGACAUCCCUCCAUGGCAGCUGUAACAGUUUACAAGACUGUAGUGAUGGACUGGAUGGAAUAUCAGUGGGGAGUUAUUUGGACACCUUAGUGGAUGAUGUCCCUGGUCACCCAACCCCAUCAGAUAUGGACAAGUUCAGUGAUUGUUCUGCCAUGGAGGACUCACAGUCUCUGCAUAAACAUCCCAAAAUUGAUUCUGAUGAGUACUACUGUUUUGGUUAAUAAGAACAAGUUCCAGUGGGACACCAAUGCACUUGUAUUUAUCCUUUUUCUUUGCUGCUAUUUUAUUUCAUGUGCAAAGCGCCCAAAGUUCUCUUGGAAGGAGAAUAUAAUAUGAUACUUCAGUUCUACUGCAUAACUCUUCUAUUGCUUCUAAUGCAUUUUCUCCUUGAUGGGCUGGGCUUUUCUCCUCCUCCUCACAUUUUCUUAAUUUAUUGUCACAAUUUUUUUUUUUGUUUUAAUUUUUUACAAUGCUGAAUUUACAAGUCUGUAAAAGCGGUGAAGGAAAAGCUUUAUCUUUAAAAUGAAACA
Pseudopodoces humilis (Tibetan ground-tit) is the source of this 882-nucleotide messenger RNA. It is a transcript of the gene LURAP1L, whose product is annotated as leucine rich adaptor protein 1 like. The record is from RefSeq and is a predicted model, not a curated record. Gene Ontology annotation, biological process: positive regulation of canonical NF-kappaB signal transduction. NCBI's taxonomy places the organism in Eukaryota, Metazoa, Chordata, Aves, Passeriformes, Paridae.